This is a messenger RNA of Nezara viridula (southern green stink bug), 513 nucleotides long. NCBI's taxonomy places the organism in Eukaryota, Metazoa, Arthropoda, Insecta, Hemiptera, Pentatomidae. The record is from the annotation of a GenBank genome assembly.
AGUAAACAUAAAAGGAAAUAAAGAUAAGAUUAAAGAGGAGCAGACAGGAGGAUGCUGACUAGAAAGCCGAUGGGUCGUGUAAUUACAGUAGCUGGAGGACUUUCUACAUCCCAGUCCAUAUUAACAUCUGAAUACCCGAGCUGGGCUCUUGGGCCACACAAUGUACUGAUGACACUAUCUUCUGCUUCCAUCGAAUACCUCCUUUCUUAUCCAGCUGAGGAGGGAAUGCCAGUCCAACCUCCGGAAAAGGUGUCGACAUUGACAGAUAUUAAUUCCCCUAAAUUGGUCCAAACUAGUUGCCGAAAUUCAUUUCCUCUUUACCGUCCGGGAGGUGGGGACAUCCUGUCACCAAGGAUCCAGAUUGUCCUGACUCAGAGUAUCCGCCAUGAAGUCAGCUCUAAUAAUACGGAAGAGUUCAAUGGCAGAACUGCAUUCCAGUUGCCGGAGAACAGAGGCGGUUGGAAUAGUUGCAUGUUCUCACUCAGUCAGUGUACCUUCGUCCUUCAGGAUUAG